This is a messenger RNA of Seminavis robusta, 1857 nucleotides long. Lineage: Eukaryota; Bacillariophyta; Bacillariophyceae; Naviculales; Naviculaceae. The record is from the annotation of a GenBank genome assembly.
CUCGACUCGUCCAGUCUCGACUUUCACUCGUGACACGGAGAGGGCCUAAACUUGACGCGACUGAACCGCUUGGAGCCUCGCCAGUUCCAGCACAAUAUUCCUCCCUCUCUGCCUCCUCAACAACUACCUCUAUCGAGCCAUGGCGCCAAGAUGCUCCUCGAGUUCGCCAUUCAUGAUGUGCGCCUUUGUGCUGGUAGCGCUGGGUGUUACGACUCUGGUGUUGGAAGUGAUCGGACUUCGCAAGCUGAACCAAAGGGGCGUCUUUGAAACGAAUGCGGAAUUGUCGACACCGACACAACUUGGCAACGAAAUGAUGCCAUCGAUACUGCACAAGCUAGAGAGUCUGCAAGAGCAGUUACUACAAGAGCGUGACAGUAUGUCAUCCACGGCAAUUUCCAAGGAGCUCAGGGCGAUUCGAACAUCGCUGGAGGCUCUCGUAGAACAAUCUACAAUGGAGGGCACAACCACAGUCCCGACAGCGGCAAGAGUGGAAGGGGGGAACAACACCACGGGUCAGACAAGCAGGAGGCAAGAAAUCACUACAACUGAUGCCAUGCAAGAGAAAGAACCGCUUACUAUUGAACAAACAGCAGACGCGCUGGCAAUAGAACCACUACAGUCCAUAGAGCCACACCAGAAGGAAGAUAGAUCGACGGUGCUACAGAAAAUUGGUGGUUCUUUUGAUCCAUCUCAGUUUUAUCCGCAAUUGACACUGGAAGACUAUCAACAUCUCGAGCAUUUCCGGCCAAGUGGGAGUUGGCUCACGUCCUGUGCCAAGAUGCUUGCCAAAGAUGCCACCAUUGUCAAACCCUUUCCUACGAACCGCGUCAAUUACGCCUUGGGAGACUGCAUCAAGGCAUGCGAUGACCGAUGCGCCACGCCUCAGGGCCAUCCCGACCACACUGCCACAAAUGUGGGAGAGGAUUAUUCCGCUACCAUGGCUGGUCACUAUGGACACUAUAUGUGCCCCACACGAAAGAACUUUACCUUUGUCCAGGACAUGUUGCAACUGUUCGGGGAACGAGACACAUUCAUCAAACCUGAUCCAGAUGCCUUGGUCAUUCAUUUACGGCUCGGAGAUGUCAUGGAAGGCACGGGAAAGCGACGCACUCGACAAGUGGACGAACAGUAUCGACCCGACAAGAUGCUGCGAUAUGGAGGAUCGGGCAAGCACAAUAAUUUCAAAUCGAUUCAUUCCAUUUUCUCCGUGGACGAGUAUCUGGCUGAAAUUGACAAGGCCAAUGCUACCAAAGUUGUGCUCGUGGGAGGCUCGCACAAACCCGACAAGUUUGCCAAUUCGCGGGUCUAUGCGGGCUGUCUCAGUCGAGGGCUGGCACUGGCGGGGAAGCAGGUGGAACUGCGAACGGAUAUUGGUGACCCCGAUCUCGAUUUUUACUUUAUGAGUCAUGCCAAACUGUUCAUGAGAUCGACCGGUGGCUACUCCCGGUACCUCUCGGUCAUGGUGAAAAUGCUGGGAGGACAGGUCGUGGAGAAUGAUCUUCCGUAGUUGACCGGAUUUUGCUUCAUCGGAUAGCUACGUACAUGCAUGUAACAAUAGUUUUGUACCAUAUUCUGUCCAGGUGGUCUUCACACAAACUGCAGCGAUGUAUCUACCAGGAGGAAUGUACCGAUACGACAGGCCCACCAGUUUCUAUAGGAUAGACCUCAGCAACCAAGCGAAUCCAGAACGUUUUGAAUUUCUCUAGAGAGAUGGCGAGUUAGGAACUGACUUGGUAGCAAGUGAAAAAAGCCUAGAGCGCGAGGAAUUGGAAAAGCAAGAACUACAAGUGGAGCCCAAGUGAACCGCAUAAACGCACAACAAUGUGCAGUGUAACUGGCUAACGACUAAAAAAUCAA